UUUUAUUUGCAGUUUUUAAACGGAAAACGCACGCAAAAACUUAACAUGGCUUUUAAAAAUAAAAUCUUUUAUUCAAUUUAUUAAUAUUGUAAUACUGACAUAAUACUGCCUCAAAAACAACGAUGAGGUUUGCUUUUGGUCCACAUCAGUCUCAAUCUGGACCGCACUUUAAAGGCAACCGGUGCUUCUACAAUUGUCAAUGCCUCUGUUGCCGUCAAGGAUGUUGUGUUGUUGUUAUUGACAGAUGCUGUUGUUGCUUUAAUUUUAAUCGUUGUAAUUAUUAUGGAGGUAGAACAAAACUAUCCCAUACUAAGCAAUUUGCUCGUAAAAAUGUUCCUGGAACUGAAUCCUCUGGAUUUUCAAAGCUAAUGGAAAUAAUUUUAGUGCUUGUGCGUUGGAUCACAGCACUAGCCACUCUUUUAUCUAGCUGUAUUCUCCUUGAUAUCAGUGGCGGGCUUGGCCAUUUAGGAGGAAGUCGCCCAAGUAACAAAACUAUUUCCAAUUCGGUUGAUAGUACUGCCGCUUCCAAUAACAAUAUGAAUGUAAAGUUGAAAUCACCUCAUCCCUGGUACAGUUUAUACGAACUAACCAAUGAACAACAGCUGAAAUCAAAUAAUCUCUAUAAAAUAUUAUACAACAAUCGUAAUCUAAGAAGACAACGAAGACGAAGAAGACGUCGUCGUCGCAGAAGACGAAGGAAUAAUAAUACGGUUUUAAACAAACACCAGAACAUACCACGACAUUUGAAGCUGCAAGAACAAGUUCAUAUUGAACAUGUACAACUACAGCAUGAUAAUAUUUUUCAACAACGACUAAGCUUUGGCGAAUCAAUAUGCCCAACGUUGAACAUAUUUAAAGUAAAUUACAAAAUAGUAUCGGGGGUCAGGCAACAUUACGUUCCAACAAUAAAAACAGUGAGAGUAUCGUCUUUUAAGUAUUUUUUAUCGCCAAAUACUUCACUGCGUAGUUGUUCCAAGGUUAAACGAAACCGGUGCAAUCUGAUCUGGUUGCUAAUCGGUCUUGUUUGGUUUGAGGUUAAACUUAUUAACUGUAAUGGAAUUACCUCCAGCAAUUACUAUGUUUCCAAUUCGGCGACUCAUAAGGGUUGUACUUUUUGCCACGAAGGAGGAAAACCCCAUAUUUACAACAAUAAAGAUAAUGCACCCACAGAUUACAACAUCUACAAUAAAUACAAUAACAAUAAUUUCUACAAAAAAACGAAUAAACAACAUAACAUUUCACCGGGAGAUCUAGUCCGUUUGGAGUCCAUUAAACGUCAAAUUUUAACGAAGCUUGGCCUUACCCAUAAGCCAAAUGUAUCUAAUCCCCUUCCAAAACAGUUUAUUUGGGAAACAAUAUAUCGAGCAGAUGGUGAUCGGAUUAUCAACAACGCUUUCGAGAGUAGUAGUAGUAACUUUCGUAAAAAGAGUUCAAGAUUGAAUAAAAAUGGUGGAAAAGUAUAUGCUACUAGUAGUCAAAAGCCAAUCAGUCGUUCUCUGAGAAAAUCCCUGAGAAAUUAUACAGCAUUUGAAAAAAAGCAUCAUGCCGGAGAACCCCUAACAAAAAAUAUAUUCAUUAAAAGUUUGCCACAUCUACGGCAAAUAAGUUCUCAUAUUUUGUCUCAACCUGCGAAUGAUCAUUCACGCCUUUCUUAUAAUCUGCAAAAAAGUUCUGGUUUUGGUAGAGCCAGCAAAAGUUUCAAUGACAUCAGUAUCGAGAGAAGCAAUGCGAACCCGUUUAGUAAAUCCACAUAUCUGAUUAAUAUAAAUCCUAGUAGUGAUAGUAGCGACAGUAUUGGUGGUAAAAAUGGGGAAGUCAACCCCAAUGAUCAUGAAUAUUUUAACGAUUACAGUGAUCAAAGCCCCUACAAGAGUCAGGACCCGGAAUGGACCAAUCGCGGAUAUUAUCGAAUGAACACCCACAUUUUUAGUUCCAAUAUCGAUACGGGAAAACUAAAACGGCAUUAUGGUUCAGAAAUCAAUGAUCAUGAAAACUUUGAACAGGAAGACUUUUUUGGAAAUACUCAGGAAAUAAUAACGUUCGCCGAAACAGGUACGCAAUAUCGGCAAUACCGGAUACUAGAGUUUUCUCUUCAUAAUCGGCGCGUUCCUAACCAAAACUUAUCUAUUCGAAGCGCCCAGGUCCACAUACGAAUCGAGAAGCCACAAAAUUACUGGAUUGCGAAAGUAAACCCGAUUUUACAUACAGACAAUUUACUUUUUGCAAAUACAAAGUGGAAACAAAAUAAGCCCCAUCCUAAAAUAAAAAUUUGGAUUUUUCAAUUAACAGAAGGGAUUAAUAUCACAGAGAAGGGAAUUGACCAUUCGAUUAUAUUCCGAGCUUCUUUCGAAGUUAACACAAAACGGUUGGGAUGGAAAAAAUUUGAUUUAACAGAAACAAUACGGGAUUGGUAUACACAAAGUAAUAAUGAAAAACUACGUUUGCUUAUUGAUUGCACGGGCUGUGGUGACCGUUACUCAAUUCACUCAUUACAAUCCGCGCAAUUAAAUGAAACACGGUAUUCCAAUAGCAAUAGACCAUUUCUUGUUCUUCACACGGAAUCUCUUAAGAAAAGACGUAUUAGAAGGCGUGCAGUAGAUUGUGGAGGCGCUUUAAAUGGACAAUGCUGUAAAGAAUCCUUUUAUGUAUCUUUUAAAGCACUCGGCUGGGAUGAUUGGAUAAUUGCCCCUAGAGGAUACUUUGCAAAUUAUUGUAGAGGUGAUUGCACGGGAUCGUUUCGAACACCUGAUACAUUCCAAACAUUCCACGCACAUUUUAUAGAAGAAUAUAGGAAAAUGGGACUGCUAAAUGGUAUGCGUCCAUGUUGUGCUCCAAUUAAAUUCUCUAGCAUGUCUUUGAUUUAUUAUGGAGAUGAUGGAAUUAUUAAGCGGGAUUUGCCAAAAAUGGUCGUUGAUGAGUGUGGUUGUCCUUAGCCUUACCGAAGGUUUUCUUGAUACAACAUUUUUUCCGUCCGGUUAAAAACUAAACUAUGUUUUGUUUUGGCAAAGGUAAUUUUGGCAAACCCGAUUUCAAUGUACCAUAAGUGCUAAGCUAAUGACAAUAUUUGUAUAUGUAUGUAUUAUCUAAACGAAAAUAUGAAAGUGCCUAAAUAAAAAUAAACUUUUAAAUUGU
Molecule: messenger RNA, 3132 nt
Organism: Drosophila ananassae
Lineage: Eukaryota; Metazoa; Arthropoda; Insecta; Diptera; Drosophilidae
Gene: Actbeta
Product: inhibin beta chain
Exons: 5
Coding region: 123-2933 (936 amino acids)
Biological process (GO): SMAD protein signal transduction
Cellular component (GO): extracellular region
Molecular function (GO): cytokine activity; growth factor activity
Source: RefSeq, a predicted model, not a curated record